AUGCGCUUCUGGAUACCAACGCCUGGACCUCCUAUGGCUACGGGGGCACAGACGAGGGCUUCCCGGGCACCUCGGGGCCUAGCUCCGCCAGCAGCGGGGAGUACAGCUCCAUCGGGGUCUCGGAGUGCACCUCCAAGGACACCCAGGCAGGAAAGAGCAGCAACUUCUACAUCUAUGAGACUACGCCUCCUCCACGGUGCCACACACCUGCGAGCGCUCGGUGGGGACUUUGGGCAGCGGCGCCCAGUGCCAGCACGACUCGGGGGUGGAGGCACGCCUGGGGUUCCUCAUGUACUCCAAGCAAAGCCGCGCCAGCAGGUGGUCUUCCAGCGCGACCAGCAACGCGGAGAACUUUGUGUGCGCCCGUUUCGCGGGCCUGGAGAGUGGCAGUACUUGGAGGGCGCCACCUGGACCAAGUUCAUCCCGUUCCCCACGGACGUCCUGGUGGCGCGGAUCGAGUUCGACAACAACACCAUCACCUCCCUGAAAGGUGAGGACGAGGAGUUCUUCACGGUCAAGAAGGGCUUCGUGGACGGCGACCUGGAGUUUACCUUGGGCUCCUCCGUGGUGACCGUGGUGGGCACCUCCUUCGUGGCGCGCUGCGGGGAGGACCUUUGGUGCGGCAGCGGGGUGCGGCCCUCCGGCACCGAUGGCUCCAGGUACUGCUGCGCUUCCUCCUGCGGCACCUGCGGAGGAACCAGCUGUUCCUCCAACGGGGCGCUGGAUAUCUGCUGCUUGGAGACCCUGCUGGCGGCGGGCCGGGUGUGUCGGGACCACUCGGACGUGUCCUGCCUCCUCCCAGAAGCGUCUCCUUUCUGCGGCGGCAACCUGCAACUGAACAACUUCGAGUCCGCAGACGCCAUGAGCAAAGCGGGCUGGACCAUCGACACAGCCAGCGACUCCAACCUCUUCACGGCGGACGCCUCGUACAUUGGGUACCGGGGCUGGGCGGCCUCGGCGGGGGGCAUCAGCUUGGCGCUGAAGGGCUAUGGGACCUUGGACCUGGUCUUCGGGAACGGGAACUCGGCUUCGGGCACCGACAACGUGGUGGAGGUGCUGUUGGACAGCGUUUCGGUGGCCACGGCCAGCAACUCGGAGUCCGAGAAGACGGUGAGCAUCGACUUUACGGACGGCAACACGCUGCAGAUCAACGACAAGGGGGAUGCCAUCAUCUUGGUGAAGGGCCUAGCCUUCAAGUGCCUUAUGCAGGAGCUUCUGGCCCAGGGUGGCCAUCAAGUCGGGGGAGUUCGGAGCCCCCAGCGAGUACGUGUCCUGGCCCGCGGAGACCUGCUACCACGAGUAUGA
Molecule: messenger RNA, 1305 nt
Organism: Effrenium voratum
Lineage: Eukaryota; Dinophyceae; Suessiales; Symbiodiniaceae
Source: the annotation of a GenBank genome assembly